Messenger RNA from Cooperia oncophora, 303 nucleotides. Lineage: Eukaryota; Metazoa; Nematoda; Chromadorea; Rhabditida; Trichostrongylidae. The record is from the annotation of a GenBank genome assembly.
AUGCAGACUGCUUCACUAUUCUUCGACUGCGCUCCACGAGCCGAUGUUGUGUUCAUCCAGUUCGACAAUCAUCCAGAAGACGCGUGGGCUAUCGACCACAUUUCUGUGGAUACCAGUUACAGAAUGGGUCCCGAUGAAGAUUACGAAUACAACUGGCACUUCGAACAUCCCAUCCUAAUGCCUUGUUCUUCUUGGUUGGAGGAAGCAUCGACGUAUCAGAUUGGUCCAAGGAAUGGAUUAUUUAUCAGUUAUGAAUAUCGCUAUAACGCCCUGCAACAGAAUUGGACAAGCUAUUGGAUUUAA